Molecule: messenger RNA, 1573 nt
Organism: Syngnathus acus (greater pipefish)
Lineage: Eukaryota; Metazoa; Chordata; Actinopteri; Syngnathiformes; Syngnathidae
Gene: pmm1
Product: phosphomannomutase 1
Exons: 8
Coding region: 324-1091 (255 amino acids)
Biological process (GO): GDP-mannose biosynthetic process; mannose metabolic process; protein N-linked glycosylation
Cellular component (GO): cytosol
Molecular function (GO): phosphomannomutase activity
Source: RefSeq, a predicted model, not a curated record
GCUGCCAACGGAGCUUGACAUUGGGAAUGAAACCCGACACGUUUGUCAAGAUAUGUUUUGGAAGGUGUGAGAUCUAAAAACGUACCAGCACCGUGGACCUAAAAGGAAAGACAAGAAUAUGCGGCAGUUUGAUGAACAAACGAAACCUUUUUAAAACGGAGGAGUCGAGUUCAUGGGGUGACUGAUUGACUGAUGCAUUCAUUUUCAAGACUGCAGAUCUAUCUCGGAAUCUUUUUAUUAAUGUUGGUGCACGUGUUCUCGAGCAAGAGUGGAAGCAAAACAGCUGGAAUUUAAAGAGAAGACAAAAAAAACAGCAGGUCGGCAUGUCUGCAGACAGAACUAUCCUAUGCCUGUUUGAUGUGGAUGGUACUCUGACGCCACCGAGAGAGAAAAUAGACCCGGAGCUGGAUGAGUUCUUCCAAAAAUUAAGAAGGAAAGUCAAAAUUGGCAUCAUCAGUGCGUCAGAUUAUUCCAAAAUUGCGGAACAACUCGGCGAAGGAGAUGACGUCAUACACAAAUUUGACUACGUGUUUGUUGAAAACGGCACCGUGCAGUACAAAGAUGGCAAACUCCACUCAAAGCAGGCAAUCCAGAAUCAUAUCGGGGAAGAGCUGCUGCAGGACCUCAUUAACUUCUGCUUGAACUACAUGGGGCUCAUCAAACUGCCAAAGAAAAGGGGAACGUUCAUUGAGUUCAGGAAUGGAAUGCUCAACAUUUCCCCCAUCGGUCGGAACUGCACAUUCGAGGAACGAAUUGAAUUCUCUGAAAUUGAUAAGAAAGAAAAAAUUCAGGAGAAAUUUGUUGCUGCCCUGAAGGAGGAAUUUGCUGGAAAGGGACUGCGGUUCACUCGAGGUGGUCUCAUCAGUUUUGACGUGUUUCCCGAAGGCUGGGACAAGAGGUUAUGUCUCGAUCUGCUAGCGAGCGAAGGCCUGGAUGCAAUCUACUUCUUCGGCAAUGAGACGUCAGAUGGAGGAAACGAUUAUGAAAUUUUUAACGACCCGCGUACGAUCGGCUACACGGUCGACUCGCCGAGAGACACUGCCAUCCGGUGUCGGCAACUUUUCUUCGAUGAGCCGUCGUGUGAAUCCUGAUGUUAUUUUUUUUUUUUUUCAUGGCCUACUCUGCAGAGUAUUUGUUAUGCCUGCUGAAAAUCAACCAGUGGAUCGCAACGGGUUGGUUGUAAACUGCUAAAAAUGAUUUUCUCCAAGUUGUUUUUUAAAAUAUCUACGGUAUAACCCUAAAUAGGGUGUAAUAGACAAUGUCUUUUUUUUUCUUCAUUGUCAAAACGUUCCAGGUUUAUUCAUGUCUCUGAGGUACAUAUCAUUUAUAGAUUUUAUCUGCUUUUAUCAAGUUUAUAUUAGGUAUUAGUGAAUUUGAACUUUUACAGUGAAUGACGCUUCUGUGAUGACGUGACCAUGCUAAUUUCAUGAAUGUGCAUGUUAAAUCCGAGGUCUGCAUCAGGCCUGUUUUAAACAUAUUAAACUUGAAAGUGAUGAGGCGUAUGUAGCCUACACUGUAAAUCAAGAAUCUGGUUUUAUUCAUUAAAUGUAUCACUAAUAAAUCAUUUUGACAU